Molecule: messenger RNA, 4329 nt
Organism: Styela clava
Lineage: Eukaryota; Metazoa; Chordata; Ascidiacea; Stolidobranchia; Styelidae
Product: patatin-like phospholipase domain-containing protein 6
Biological process (GO): lipid metabolic process
Cellular component (GO): endoplasmic reticulum
Molecular function (GO): phosphatidylcholine lysophospholipase A1 activity
Source: RefSeq, a predicted model, not a curated record
CUUCUAUAAAAGCAGAUCUUAGUGUGAUAACAGAAUAAAGACAUUGGACCAUUUACUCAUUUACUGGAUUACUGAGCAAUAUGGAAAUGAUUCAGGAAUAUUUUGAUCAUGUUUAUGAUCAUAUUCCCAAUAUUGAAAUGACUGGAAUACAUAUUUGGGUGACCAUCACAGCAACACUUGCUGUUAUUAUUGUUACAAUUUUGCAUUACCAUUACAAGCAAAUAAAAAAGCCAAAUGUUGAGAUAAGACUUCCAGAUAUAAAACAAACCAGAGGUCCAAGAUUCCGCAAACGUGAUAAAAUGCAAUUUUUUGCAAGAAAAGUUUUACGUAAAGGUAAAGAUGCGGCGUCACGUCUUCAACGUCAAGCCUCAGCGAUCAAGGAGGGAGUUUCUGUCCCAGAAUACAGUCGUUCAGGUAGAAGACUACACAAAAGAGAGAGGAUGUAUAUUCUAGCGAAAAAAAUGUUUCGUGUCAAUAGAGAACCUCCAAAAUUAUUGAAGAAGGAAUUGCCACCAUCUAUGUUGGAGGCAGACUUAUCAGAAGAUUUUCUCAAACCGAAUUUACCAGAGGAGGUGAUGUAUCUGUUGCAAAGUGUUAAAGUUUUUGGUCAUUUUGAAAAAGGAAUUUUUCUUCAAUUAUGUCGUCAUAUGGAAAUAUUAAAAAUAGAAAAAGAUAAGUAUCUUUUCAGAGUAGGUGACCCCGAUGAAUUCAUCUACGUUAUUCAAGAAGGACAAGUAAAUUUAUAUAUUGUUGAAGACAGUUUGGAAAUAAAAUUGAGUGAAUUUACUACUGGUGAAAGCUUGCAUAGUUUGUUAAGUAUUUUGGAUGUGUUGACUGGUCACUCUGCCCCAUAUAAAACUGUUUUUGCUCGUGCUGUAGAAAAUUCGACAGUCAUCAGGUUGCCUGUUGAGGCAUUCAACAUCGCAUUUGAAAACAGGCAAGACGCACUCGUGCAAAUUGUACAAGUUGUAAUGACAAGAAUGCAGCGUGUAACUUUUCUUGCUUUACAUAAUUACUUAGGUCUCUCACAAGAAUUAUUGACUCCUGCUAAAAAUGUCGGCGGAAAAACGCUAUCCAUCCAUAAACUUUCUCAAUCUAGAGAAUCGUUCGGAACAAAUAGUCAAUCGUCUUUCGAUGAGAUAGAGACAAUACAGGAAGAUGAUGAAGUGGAUGCAGCUGUUUUCCUUGAAAAGCCACCACCUAUAAAAGAAGUGUUACCUAGAAAUAAAUCAAAUCCUAUUAUGGUACCAGAAAAGUCGAAAAAACUUCGUUUUGGUGAGUUUGAUACUGUUGUCGAUGAUAAUGAUAAUGUUUUCCACAGACAAACAAGUUUACCAGCUCAAAGCAGACAAAGACAACAAUUGGCUGAUCUGCUGAAGCAAACAUCAUCUGAGACAGCAGCCAGAGAUUUACAAAGUCAAGAUGGAUAUAUGAAAAAUUUCAGUCGUCAUCGAAAUAGUAUUUUGUCUGCACCAAUUGAUACAGAAAGUAACUUGACUUAUGGUAUAGAUAAAAAGCGUCUUGUUUCACAAGAAAGUUUUGAAGAUGCCAAUACCAUGGUCGAACUAAAUGAACCUGAAAUUCUUGAGUUGGUUAUUCAAGAUAUGCUGAAAAUAUUUGGGAUUGAUAACCAUGCAAUGCUGUUAGAUAACGUAACACUUCUCAAAGUACCACAAAACUUUGAAUUGAUUCAAGAAGGUGACCAGGAUGUCUCUCUCUACUUUGUUGUGACUGGAACACUUUCUGUAUAUCAAGCUAUUCAAGAUCAUGAAGCAUCAGACGAAACAAGAAACGUGAAUUUAUUUCAUGCCCAUCCUGGUAUGCUGACUGGACAAUUGGCCGUCUUGACUGGAGAACCUUCUUUCUUUUCUGCGCGUGCAGUUAAGAAUUCUAUUAUUGCAAAACUGAAAAGAAACGAUUUUUACACUAUAAUGCAGGAGUAUCCUCGCAUGGUUCUCAACACCGCUCAUACUGUUGUACAGAGAGUGAGUAAGUUCACUCGUCAAAUCGAUUUUGCUCUUGACUGGACGAUGGUCGAAGCUGGAAAAGCUUUAUACAAACAAGAAACUCUAAGUGAUUGCAUGUAUAUCAUUUUGCAUGGUCGUUUGAGAUCGGUACGUGAAGUCGGAGGCGGCAAAAAAGAAUUAGUUGCUGAGUAUGGCAGAGGCGAGUUGGUUGGUAUGAUGGAAGCACUACGUGGGACAAGUCGUACAGUAUCCAUGCAUGCUGUACGAGAUACAGAGCUUGCUAAAAUUCCCGAAGGCCUAUUGAAACACAUUAGGCAGCGUCAUCCUGGUGUAGUGUCCCAUCUUGUAUCUCUUAUGUCAGAUAAAUUGAUAGGGUCUAUGAUGUCAAAUCGACAGUUGCAUCGCAGCCAUCCAGCUGAAUUACUAUCACACAAGCAUCAUAUAUCAGAAGAAACUAAAUUUGCAUAUGGUGAUGUGUCUAAUCAUCUUGCCAACCUUUCAACAGUUGCAGUGUUGCCUGCAAGCAGACAUGUACCUGUUGAUAAAUUUACGAUGGAGUUGGAACAUGCUUUAUCUGCUAUUUGCGAUCAAGUUUUACAUAUGAAUAGUGAUACUAUAAGAAAAAGGCUUGGACAAAAUGCACUUGAUUCUGCCAAUGAAUAUAGACUCACAGGGUGGUUGGCUCAGCAAGAAGAUCUUCAUAGAAUUGUUUUGUAUCAGACUGAUACUUAUAUGUCUGAUUGGACAAAAAGAUGUGUCAGACAAAGUGAUGCUGUUUUGAUUGUUGCCUUAGGUGAUGCAGGACCAGAAGUUGGUGAAUUAGAACAGGAAUUGGAAAUUUACUCUGUUCGUGCUUUGAAAGUUUUGGUUCUUCUUCACAGACCUGAAGUGUCACAGCCAACUAGGACUGCUGAUUGGCUUAAUGUAAGAGGAUGGUUGACUGAACAUCUUCACAUUAAAGCAUCUAAGCGGGUCUUCACCAAAACUCGUAAAUCGAAAUUGAGAGAAUAUCGUGAAAAGUUGGAGAAACGUGAAGUUGAUCGAUUUAGUGACUUUUCACGUCUUGCUCGAUUUUUAACUGGAACUUCAGUGGCACUCGUACUGGGUGGUGGAGGAGCACGAGGCAUUGCGCAAAUUGGAAUUAUCAAGUGUUUACUAGAAGCAGGAAUACCUAUCGACAUGGUUGGUGGUACUUCUAUUGGUUCUUUCAUGGGAGCUCUUUGGGCCAGUCAUCGAGAUUUGUCGAUGGUUCAAUCACAAACAGCUAUUUUUUCAUCUGAAAUGGGAUCAUUUUUACCAAAAAUAUUUGAUCUUACCUACCCUAUAACAUCAAUGUUCAGCGGUUCUUCAUUUAACAAUGGAAUUCACAUGAUUUUUAAAGAAACCCAGAUUGAAGAUCUCUGGCUACCAUACUUUGCAAUAACCACAGAUAUCACAAGUCCAAAAAUGAGAGUACACACAGACGGGUCACUAUGGCGAUACAUAAGAGCAAGCAUGUCCUUAUCUGGAUAUCUACCACCUAUUUGCGAUCCAAAGGAUGGGCAUCUUCUCAUGGAUGGUGGAUAUAUUAAUAACUUACCAGGAGACGUAGCUAAAUCAAGAGGAGCUUGUCGCGUAAUCGCUGUUAAUGUUGGUGCGGCCACUGAAACCGAUUUCACCAACUACGGUGACCAUUUAUCUGGUUGGUGGCUUCUUUGGAAAAAAUGGACUGGUAGAUGGACAGGACAUGUCAGAAUUCCUGACAUGAAUGACAUUCAAUCACGUCUGUCUUAUAUCUCAUGUUUCUAUCUGAUGGAUUUGGUUAUUCACAGUGACUAUUGUACCUACCUAAGACCACCAGUUACAAAGUAUACUACGCUUGAAUUUUCCAAAUGGAAAGAAAUUCUGGAGAUUGGAUAUGAAUAUGGUAGAGAAAAUUGUACAGAAGAAUGGGGACGAAAAUUUUGGAACGAUCUUCAUAAUAUAAAAACGGAACAAAGUACUGGAUCAGCGUCGGAAGAGACAAUGACCUUCUCAAAUAUAAGAAGAAAGUCUUCAAUUGCUAAUUUAAAGGGAAACACUUCAUUUACGGAUCUUUCAGAAUUGUUAAGAAGAAAAACAUCGGAUGCAUAUUCCGCUGAUCUUUCCGACACUGAUUAUGAAUUAGGAUACGAUUCAUCACCUGAAAAUAUUGGAGCGAUGUUACUCGGACAACAGAGCGAUGAACAGGAUGGUGUUGUUUCCGAUGGAGAUACAAGUAACUUCCACUCAAUGAUGGAUGUUGGAUCUACUUCAGAAGAAGAAGAAGAUGACGCUAUUUUGAGGAAAUUUUCUUCUCAGAAAGUUCUCAGCUCAUCUUUAUAAAGUAUUUGUAAAAAUAAAA